AUGAUGUUCGAUCCCACACUGUCGGCGGCGUCGUCACACUCGGCGGCCGCACUGGAGGCUCGUACCGCGGCAGUGGCGGCGAGCGCGGCAGCGGUGGCCAAGUCCGCCAAGGCGGUCGAUGUGCAGGCGGCAAACGCCGUGGCGGACAUCCUCGCCUUGCGAUCGGCACUCGCGCAGCUGCCCGAAGUGCUCCAGGAACUGGAGGAGGCGUCAGCGCGGAUGACACGGCUGGCGGCUACUGUCGCUGCUGUCGACGCUGCACUCGGCGACGUUGAUGCUGUUGUCCUCGAGGCCGAGAGCCAGGUCAUGGCCCUUGCUUCUGAGCGUGACUACGCCCGCUACGUACGCGCCCGCGAGGACGCACUCGCCCGAGUCGAGGCGCAGCUGAUGCGGGUCACCGUCCAGCGCGAAGCCGCCUCGCUCACCCGCCUCGCCAUCGAGACCGAGUCGGAGCGACGCAAGCUGGACCUUGCCACCGAGCGCGCCCGGCUGGAGGAGCUCCGUGCCGCAUCGCCGCGGGCCAGUCCUCGCCCACACGCUGCACCGGCAGCUGCCGCCGGUCCACCGCCGCUCAGCAAUGAGAGCACAGACAGCGACGACGCGCCGACGCAGUCGGGACUGGCCCCGCCGCCGCGCGACGCCAUUGUCCCGGUUCGCACUGCCCGAGGCAUGGUCGCCGCUCUACCCUCCUUCUCCACCGUGGCCGAGGAGCCGCUCACCCUCUCCGAGUUGGGCGCGGCCAAGGCCGAGUGCAUCGCCCGCGAGGCUUUUCUUGUCGCCAAGGUCUUCAAGCAGCGGGCCGAGGCCAUCGCUGCCGUCGAGGCCGACAAAGCUCAGGCCGUUGCUGCCGAGGACUUUGACGCCGCCCUCGCCGCCCACGAGCGCCUCUCCUCUCUCACUGCACGCAUGCCGUUUCUUGAAGAGCACGCCGAAGUGCUGGAGUACCAUGCCGAUGCGUAG
Molecule: messenger RNA, 960 nt
Organism: Thecamonas trahens ATCC 50062
Lineage: Eukaryota; Apusomonadida; Apusomonadidae
Exons: 2
Coding region: 1-960 (319 amino acids)
Source: RefSeq, a predicted model, not a curated record